Messenger RNA from Recurvomyces mirabilis, 1290 nucleotides. RefSeq lists its product as uncharacterized. Bases 1 to 1290 code for a protein of 429 amino acids. Gene Ontology annotation, molecular function: DNA-binding transcription factor activity. Lineage: Eukaryota; Fungi; Ascomycota; Dothideomycetes; Mycosphaerellales; Teratosphaeriaceae. The transcript has 2 exons. The record is from RefSeq and is a predicted model, not a curated record. Gene Ontology annotation, biological process: regulation of DNA-templated transcription.
AUGGACGCCGACCUUUCCACGACGGGUAGCCUGGAAAGACAGCCGUCCCAUGGUUACGCAUCGUCAGGCUCAGAAUCAAAACGACCGUCUGGUAGUUCGGGCAAGAAGCGAGCGUCUCGAGCAGGAACCCGUAGCGUGACAACACUCUCUGCUGCUCAACUUGAGCGCAAGAGAGCGAACGAUCGCGAGGCUCAACGUGCUAUCCGGCAAAGGACCAAGGACCAUAUCGACAUUCUCGAAAGGACUGUAAGCGAGCUUCGUGGGACAAAUGAGUCCAGCGAGAAGAUUGUAGCUGUCACUCGACAACGUAACUUUGAGCUUGAAGAGGAGAAUACAUUUCUGCGUAGUAGACUCAACGACGCUGCUUAUCGAGGAGCGGAUACUAGCGAUGUACACGGAUUGUCUGAACCCUCUGCCGUUUCGGCGCAUGCGACAUCGCCUGCGACAGCACUUUCAACAACGGGAUCAAGCAUUCAGCGACCAAGCUCAACCUCAAGCCCAAGAAGUCUAUCCGUAACCACGGCGUCACAGUCAUCGAACUCUCGCCAUAGCUCUUUUCAGCAGAUGGGUCAAUUUCCUGGCAGUGCACCCAGCUCUUUGCUUCCUGUCUCGAGCUCCAGCACAAUGACGACACCCACUGCUUUGACUGCUUGGAGAUCGCAUGAUGGAAUCCCAUCUGCGCAAGUGCCCCAAACACAGCAGGCUUCAGCGUAUCAUCUUGCGGACUCAUCUUCAAGGCCAGAGUGGGUUCCUACAACACAGCACUAUCAGUACUCUUCCGCUGCUGUUGCGCAGCGACCGCAACAAUACGAACAGCAUCAAGCACCGCCAGGCUCUGCAUCAGGAAUGGCCCAGCACUAUGUGCAGACCCCAGUAAUGCCAUACACACCGAUGCAUGCUCCGACAAUCCAGCAGCAGCAGCCUUACCAUCCUCCCCAGCUCCCCCCUCAAAGCGAGUUCCAGAACAUGGCAGUGUCGAGUCCUGCAGCGUACAAUGUACCGCCAUACCCACCAGGCCAACCGCAACAGGCAUAUGCCACACAGCCGCAACCACAAAGCUAUCAGCAGCAGCCCGCUUCGUUACAGACUAACCCUGUGCAGAUGUCACCAGCAGGCAGCGUAUAUUCGCCGGCUCAUUCUCAAAUGCAGCCACCGCCUCUACCUCCCACUUCUUACGCGCCAAUGACCGCAGACCGACAGUAUGCUCCUCAACAGCUGCACCCGCCGUUGCAGUAUCCACAGGAUGCAGCCAGUCAUGGCUAUAGUCUCACGCACUAUCCCUCUGGAUGA